Molecule: messenger RNA, 309 nt
Organism: Hydatigera taeniaeformis
Lineage: Eukaryota; Metazoa; Platyhelminthes; Cestoda; Cyclophyllidea; Taeniidae
Source: the annotation of a GenBank genome assembly
AUGCUAGCCAUCGCGUUUCUGACCUUUGCGAUCACCGUCACAAAUGCUCUUCAGCUAAAUGUUGGUGUGAUUUUGGAGGAUCCCAGUCCAGGCAAGGAGGCAGCCUUUCGAAAGGCCAUCUACUUGGCCAAUGAGAGGUUGGGCAGAAGUCAACGCAGCGCAGAGCAGACUUUGUUUUUGAACCUACUUAUCAAGAAUAUUGAGGUGGCGGACACCUUUGCAGCCGCAUCAGCAAGUUGGUUGCCCUUGAGUUUACGUAUUUUCGUUCACGACUUCCAGAUUUUGCUUUUAAAACACAGUCGGAUCUAG